AUGGAGUUUUCCAAGGUGGACACAGUGUUUAAGGAGGUGCUACUCGAACAAGUCGGCGAUGAUGAUACACCAAGAUUGACACUCAAGGAGAUUGCCAAGGUGGAUGAGGAGCGAAAGAUGCGGGUGCAGAAAGAGAUAGCGGCCGCAAAGGUUGAGCGUACUAACAAAGUCGAGAAGGUCAAGAUUCGCAAUAAGAAGCGCGCUUUCAAACUAUACGCUAAGCAAGAGCUCCACUCUUACCAGCGUGUUUCCAAGGUCUUCGGAGAGAUGAAGUAUGCUCGAAUCUUCCAGCGCUUCCGAUGGAUGACCACACUGACUACUUUUAUGCCCUGUCGAUCGGUUGGUGAAGAUCGAUACUGGGUAAACGGAAACCUAUGGCCGAAUCGUACACGCGAAAUGGUUGCCCAACUGGCUCCUUUCAGGAGUUGGUAUAAAUCUUACAACUACGAAUAA
Messenger RNA from Alternaria atra, 453 nucleotides. RefSeq lists its product as uncharacterized. The transcript has 3 exons. The record is from RefSeq and is a predicted model, not a curated record. Lineage: Eukaryota; Fungi; Ascomycota; Dothideomycetes; Pleosporales; Pleosporaceae. Bases 1 to 453 code for a protein of 150 amino acids.